Molecule: messenger RNA, 1161 nt
Organism: Gavia stellata (red-throated loon)
Lineage: Eukaryota; Metazoa; Chordata; Aves; Gaviiformes; Gaviidae
Gene: NIPA1
Product: NIPA magnesium transporter 1
Exons: 6
Coding region: 1-1149 (382 amino acids)
Biological process (GO): magnesium ion transport
Cellular component (GO): membrane
Molecular function (GO): magnesium ion transmembrane transporter activity
Source: RefSeq, a predicted model, not a curated record
AUGACGUCAUCCUGCUGCCGUCCCCGCACGGGACGGGUGCCAGGGGCCGCGGCUGCCGCUCGUGCCCGCCUGGAGCCGCCCCCGGCGCUGCGCAGCGCAGGGCGGGUCCCGGCGCAGAGCCGCUGCCGGGUACGCUGGGCCCGGGCAGCCGCCGUGCCAGGAGCUCUCGGCGGCGCGAUGCGGAUGGCGGUCGGUGCGGCAGCGGGCGAGGGGGCAGCGCAGAGCCCCGGCCCCGCCGCCGUCUCGCUGGGCUUGAGCGUGGCCGUGGUCUCCAGCCUGGUGAACGGCUCCACCUUCGUCCUGCAGAAGAAGGGGAUCGUGCGGGCCCGCGGGCGAGGUACUUCGUACUUAACAGAUAUAGUAUGGUGGUCUGGCACUAUUGCAAUGGCUCUGGGUCAAAUAGGGAAUUUCUUGGCCUACACUGCAGUCCCAACUGUGCUAGUGACGCCCUUGGGAGCUCUUGGCGUUCCAUUUGGGUCCAUUUUAGCUUCUUACUUACUGAAAGAAAAACUAAACAUUCUUGGCAAGCUGGGAUGUUUGCUGAGCUGCGCUGGGUCUGUUGUUCUCAUCAUCCAUUCCCCAAAGUCCGAGAGCGUAACAACUCAGGCUGAGCUUGAAGAGAAGCUUACAAAUCCAGUUUUCGUGGGUUAUCUCUGCAUAGUGCUGCUAAUGCUUCUCCUGCUUAUCUUCUGGAUAGCUCCAGCUCAUGGACCUACUAAUAUCAUGGUUUACAUCAGUAUUUGCUCUCUGUUGGGCAGUUUCACUGUUCCCAGCACAAAAGGUAUUGGGCUGGCUGCUCAAGAUAUCUUUCACAAUAACCCCUCGAGUCAAAGGGCUCUGUACCUCUGUCUGGUACUUCUGGCAGUAUUAGGAUGUAGCAUUAUCAUUCAGUUCAGAUACAUCAAUAAGGCACUGGAAUGUUUCGAUUCCUCUGUGUUUGGUGCCAUCUACUACGUUGUGUUUACCACCCUAGUCCUGCUGGCUUCAGCCAUCCUUUUCAGGGAAUGGAGUAAUGUAGGAGUGGUAGAUUUCUUGGGAAUGGCUUGUGGAUUCACCACCGUAUCUAUUGGAAUUGUUCUUAUACAAGUCUUCAAGGAAUUCAACUUCAAUAUUGGGGAUUUAAAUAAACCUAACAUGAAGACAGAUUAAAAUAUUUUUUGA